CAGCUAUUUGGUGUAGUUUACGUUCUAAAGCUGUGUUUUUUGUGUGCGUAAAUAUGCAAGAUGGAUCAGCCAUUGAGUAUGUACUCAAUUAAACAUAAUCAUUACUCAAAUCGAAAGAGCAAAGUUUGGGAGUUUUUCUGCGCAUUGCAAUUGGAGAACAAAUACAUUGAAGUGGACAAGGUGUUCUGCCGAUUAUGUUUGGAUGUUCAGAAAAAAGACGACGAAACAACAAUCUUUUCAUGGUAAUAAUUAAGUUCCUUUUUUUAAGAUUCAAGUAAGAUUUUGUAAAUUGUUUCAGUGCUAAAAUUCAGUCGUAUUCCACGAACUGUUCCACAGGGAAUUUAAGUCGACACCUUAAAAAUGAACACAACAUUCGAGAUAUCGACAGUCCGAGUACUUCAUUGGCUACACGUGGAUCAAUAUCAAAUUUUUUCAAAAAAUCGACGCCAAUUAUAUCUCCAAAAGAUAGUAAGUGGGCGCUGGGACAAGAGCUAGCUUUGUAGAUAGCUAGAGAUUUGCUACCAUUUAAUAUAAUUUGUCACAGUGGACUUAAAGACUUUUUAAAAAAAUAUAGAGUUGUGGCAACUGAUGCUGACAUUCCACACUACAAAACGCUGUCACCAACUGCACUAGACGAUGUGUAUGAAUGUAUUUUACGAGCAGUUACACGGAUAGUAUCUGGACAAAAACAUUUUGCCUUAACUUUCGACUUGUGGACAGAUAACUAUAGAAGAAGAAGUUAUGUAACGUUCACCUUCCAUUUUCUGUCAGCGAAUUUUGAGAUGAAGCAUUUAACGCUGGAAACAAAAUAUUUGUCAAAAUCGCACACGGCAAGUAACAUUUUAACAGAGGUGAAAGAAGUUACUCAAAUGUAUAAUUUGCAAAUGGGAUCUAAUUAUGUCGUAACCGACCAAGGCAGCAAUAUCAAAAAAGCUAUUAAUUUGGGGUGUAUAAAAAACCACUUCUGCCUUGGACAUGGACUACAUAAUUUGCUAAAUGUAGAAGGUUACAAUUCAGAGCCGGAAAUUAAAAAUUUGAUUGUGAAGUGCAAAAAUAUUGUGAGUGCCUUACGAUUCAAGACACAUGUCUUGAGAUGUCAAGCUGACGAACUUCAAAAGGGAGUUUUGUCAAAUAUCGACAAUUUAGAAGAACUGGCAUCCGAAGAUAAUGAAUGGGUCGACUACGAUGAUGAUUUUGGCCCGUUAGAUGAUGUUCCCUUGCAAACUUACAAGAAUAUUAACAACCCUAACGACUUGCAAAGUAGUUUGGUGGACAAGAGAAAUGUUUCACUUAAGAACUCGGUCCCAACAAGGUGGCACAGCGUGUUAAUGUUAGACAGUCUUGGGUGCCAAAGAGCCGCAUUAAAUAAGUUGCUCACAAGCAGCAAUAAGACUCAUUUAAUAUUAUUAGAAAAUGAAGCACAGCUUUUAUAUAAAUUAUGCGACUUCUUUAAAAAAUUUAAAGAUGCAGUUACCGGUUUGUCUGGAGAUUUGUAUCCAUCAAUAAGUCUUGCGUUAGUGAUUAGAACAGAAAUCGUCUCAAUAUUGGAAGAACCUGAGAAAAAUGAGCCGCUUGUUUUGACUCUUAUGAAAAGCCAUAUAAAAAAUAGAUUUGAUUCAAGGUUCCCGAUAUCGGAUAUACUAGUCUGCGCAUCCCUAUUAGAUCCACGAUUCAACUCACUUGAUUGUGUGUUGAAGUAUUGCGAGAAACAAAGUUUAAAAAGAAACGAUUUUUUGUUUAAAAUGUUUAAAGAGCUGAUUGGAGAUGUUGAACAAGAUAGCGAUCAGCAGCAAGAGUCUCAUUCUGCAAGCAAAAUCUUAAAGCUUGCUCAACGGCAUUCGACCAAUACCAAAGAUAGCAAUUUGGAAGCUGAAUGCCAUCUACUCCUAAGUUUAUCUUCAUGUCAAGACGUAUUGACAUUUUGGAAGGAAAAGGCACCUGCAAUGCCCUUACUUUCGAAGCUGGCAAAAAAAGUGUUGUGUAUUCCUGCAACGAGCACUCCAAGUGAGCGAGUUUUUUCUAUUGCUGGUCUUACAAUUUUCAUACAUGACAAUUACGACACUUGCUAAGAAAGUUUAACUUAAAUUUACAAAUUGAAGAGAUAAAAAUGAACUGAAUUGAAAACUGAACAUUAAUUAUAUCUAGGGAAAAUUAUUAGCUUGUAAAUUAAAAGCGUUUUUACGCAUACUGAAUGAAACUUAUUCAAGUCAAGGAAAAAGACUGAUAUUUUUAUACCCUUGCAGGGUA
Messenger RNA from Drosophila kikkawai, 2247 nucleotides. The record is from RefSeq and is a predicted model, not a curated record. Lineage: Eukaryota; Metazoa; Arthropoda; Insecta; Diptera; Drosophilidae.